UCUCCUCCACCACCACCACCGUCGCCUGCCGCCGUCUUCUCCAAUAUCCCUUUUACUUUAAAAACCCCCCCCAACGCCCACCCUUCUCAAUUAUAAUAUUCCCCUUGAAGAAAGAAACUGAAAACCCUUCCCCUCCCGCCGCCGUCCACCCAACCCUCCAUAGAAAAAAAAUCUCAAGCUCUUUGUCUUUGUCUUUCUCCAACUCCUUCUCUUAUCCCCAUCUUCCCAUUUCUUUAUUGCUCGAAAACCCAUUAUCAAUUAUUAAUUAAUCCAACCGAAUUUCAAUUUCCCCACCUGCUCAAAAUAACGAGCAGCUCGUUGGUUUUAGCUUUCCGCUCUCUUCCCCACCGGCGAUGCCUACGCCGGUGAGUACAGCCAGGCAAUGCUUGACUCCCGAAGCCGCCCACGCGCUCGACGAGGCGGUACGGGUAGCCAAGAAGAGGCGCCACAGCCAGACGACGUCGCUUCAUGCCGUCUCCGCACUUCUGUCCCAUCCUUCCUCCGUCCUCCGCGACGCCUGCUCACGCGCCAGGAACAACGCGUACUCCCCACGCCUCCAAUUCAAGGCGCUCGACCUCUGCCUGGGGGUUUCCCUCGACCGUGUUCCCUCAUCUGCCGCCGCCGCGGCCGGCGGCGAUGAUGGAGACGAGGCUUCCCCGCCGGUGUCGAAUUCGCUCAUGGCGGCGAUCAAGCGGUCCCAGGCGAACCAGAGGCGGCAGCCGGAGAAUUUCCAUUUGUACCACCACCACAACCAGGUUUCCUCUCAGCAGAUGAAUAAUCAGUCGACUUCUUCUUCUUCUUCUUCGAUUUCGUGCAUCAAGGUGGAUCUCAGGAACUUGAUUAUGUCCAUAUUGGACGACCCGGUGGUGAGUCGGGUCUUCUCCGAUGCCGGGUUCCGGAGCCCCGACAUCAAGCUGGCCGUGUUCAGGCCCCUUACCGUCCUCCCUCCUUUCCACUUCAGACCGCCGCCGCCCGCCGCGGCGUAUUCGGAUCCGGGUCCGGGUCGGAGGGGUUUCAGUUUCCCGUUCCCUGGGUUUUCCGGGUUCUUCAGCGGCGGCGGGAGCGAGAACUUCCGGAGGAUCGGGGAAGUUCUCGGGAAAAGCAAGGGGAGGAAUCCUCUGCUUCUCGGCGUAUGCGCUUGCGAUACACUCGCCAGCUUCAUCGAGUUACUGGAGAAGAAGAUUAGAGAUAAGAACGACAAUAGCAGCGGCGGCAUCUUGCCCUCUGAAUUAUCCGGGUUAGCCGUGAUUCGGUUGGAGACCGAGAUCUCCCAAUUUCUCAAUCGAAAUUCCGAUAAGGAAGCCGUCGAUUCGAGGUUCGAGGAAGUGGGUCGGUCGCUGGACCGAAAUUCCGGACCCGGGUUGGUUCUCAAUUUUGGAGAUUUGAAGCCGUUUGUGAAGGUCGACGAAGAAGAAGAAGGAUCUGAUGGAAGAGUGAGUUAUAUCGUUGAGAAAUUGACGAGCAGCUUGUCGCGGGAUAAUAGUAAGCUGUGGUUGAUUGGGGCGGCAGCGAGCUACGAGACAUAUUCCAAGUUCGUGGCGAGGUUCCCUUCGGUUGUAAAAGAGUGGGAUUUGCAGCUUUUGCCUAUAACUACAUCUUCUUCCAUGGCUGCUGAAUCCUCCUAUCCUAAGUCCAGUUUGAUGGAGUCAUUCAUUCCAUUUGGUGGCUUCUUUCCAACACCAGCGGAUUUCAAGGUUCCCUUAGGCAGCAGUCCUUACCACUAUAUGGCGACGCUCUCUCAUCCUUGCGAUGGGCAAGAGAUUGUUGCUGUUUCGAAAGAAGCAUCAUCAGUUCCCUCGGUGCCAGAUCAGUAUCAAUCUGGCCAACGUUCAUGGUUGCAGACUGCUGAAAUUGGCACAGCAAAGGAGGGAAUGUUUAUGAAGAUAGUGAGAAGUGAAUCCGCUAGUUGCCGUCUCCCUCUCAGUCCUGCUGAUGCUAGCAAUAACUGGAGGAUCACACCGAAACAAUGUGAAAAGCCUUUGAAUGAAGAUUCAGGCGGCGCUCUCAGAUCUCCUCAUAGUUUAUUGUCUAAUUCAAGCAUGUGUUAUGGAAGUCAGGCAUCUCCUGCUUCUUUGACUACAGAUCUUGGACUUCGUUUGAGCUCCCCUCCUGCUGCCACUGGUGAGCCCAUUAAUCUCAAGGAUCUUUGUCGGGAUCUCUCAGAAAGAGUCGGCUGGCAAAAUGAUGAUGCAAUAUUCACCAUCUGCCAAACCAUAUCCGAGUUCAGGGCUAGAGAUGGGAAACCAGAGGGAGGUAGACUGAGGGGCAAGAACAUAUGGUUCAGUUUUCUUGGACCUGACUGGCAUCGUAAGAGGAAAGUUGCAACUGCAGUUGCCGAGAUGAUUUAUGGGAGCAAAGAAAACUUAGUGUAUGCAAACUUGAACCCUCAAGAUGGUAACAAUGGUUCGAUGCUGAGGGGGAAAACCGUGGUGGAUUAUGUUGCUGGGGAGCUCUGUAAGAGGCCCGUAUCCGUUGUGUUACUUGAGAACGUCGACAAAGCUGAUGUUCAGGUUCAGAGCAGCUUGUCUCGUGCCAUUCAAAGAGGGAGGUUCUCCGAUUCACAUGGGAGAGAAGUUCCCAUCAAUAAUGCAAUCAUCAUUACAACUUCAAACGUCAAGGAUGACAGCACUAGGAGAGAUUUGAGUACAUAUCGCGAGGACAGGGUUCUGAAAGCUAAGGGCUGGCCGCUGCUGAUAUCGAUUGAGAAGAAACAACUUGGGCGGGAGCUGAGUCUGUCAGUGACUAGCGAUGGCAGUUCUUCAAGCUCAUCGGCAUUCUUGAAUAAAAGGAAACGUGCAGAUGACAAUGCAUCAGCCAGGAAAGGCCUGGACUUGAACCUUCUUCCAGACCAAGAAAACGAUGACCUGUUAGACAACGAAGGCGAGCACUUGGACAGUGAUGAUUUUGCAUGUGAUGAUCAUUCUUCCAGGGCUUGGUUACAGGGAUUCUUCGGUCAGGUCGAUAGAGUAGUGAUGUUCAAGUCUUUCGACUUCAAUGCACUCGCCACCCGAAUCUCAAAUGAAAUGAACAAGUGCUUCCACAAAUUUGUGACGCCUGAAUGUGAUCUGGAAAUUGAUCAAAGGGUCAUGGAGCAGCUGCUAGCUGCGGAGUACUUAUCAGAUAAGAAGAGGACGGUGGAGGAUUGGAUAGCGCAGGUUCUGGGACGGAAAUUUGAGGAAGUCAGGAGGAAGCAUGGUGAACUGGGUUGUGAUUACAUUGUGAAACUUGCUGCCCUUGAAGAAAGAUCGGAUGUGGAAGAGCUCAAUCCAAGAGGUUGCCUUCCUCCACAAGUUAUUAUCAACUGA
This is a messenger RNA of Linum tenue, 3305 nucleotides long. The record is from the annotation of a GenBank genome assembly. NCBI's taxonomy places the organism in Eukaryota, Viridiplantae, Streptophyta, Magnoliopsida, Malpighiales, Linaceae.